Sorghum bicolor (sorghum) is the source of this 1658-nucleotide messenger RNA. RefSeq names its product alkylated DNA repair protein alkB homolog 8. Lineage: Eukaryota; Viridiplantae; Streptophyta; Magnoliopsida; Poales; Poaceae. Bases 246 to 1382 code for a protein of 378 amino acids. The transcript is spliced from 3 exons. Gene Ontology annotation, biological process: tRNA wobble uridine modification. Gene Ontology annotation, cellular component: cytoplasm; nucleus. The record is from RefSeq and is a predicted model, not a curated record. Gene Ontology annotation, molecular function: S-adenosylmethionine-dependent methyltransferase activity; tRNA binding.
GCCCAAUAGCCAGGGAAAAUUGCUCUCCCGUUUAUGCACCUCAGCACCUCCGUACUCCCGUUCACCUCCCCUGCCCUGAUAGCUAUACGCUCGUACUCCGUACGUUCGAUUCGGCCGUUUUCUGCAUCAACGGGCCGAACACGCCCUUGCCGACCGCCGCCGCCGCCCUAAUCCCCGGCUCCCCGCUGCCCAGGUCUUGGUCGGACCCUUUACCGGCGACGAGCACCCGCUACGACAGGGCUUGCAUGAUACUAGUAUUUUCGACGAUAACAGCAAGAAGCCUUCAUAAAGCCAUACCUGCUUCUCAUUCACAUUCUUCAAACUUUUGGAACAAAGAAUUCUUUAGCUGUAAGCCAACAUUUCAACAUCUUAGCACUGACAACCCGAUGAGCCCAAAUGAUUUGUUGGAGGCUCAGGAUAGGGUUCCUGCUGAGGGAAACCACAGUUGCUCCUCAAGUGUUCAGUCCACCCCAGAAAUUGAGAAAAAGUAUGUGCAUCGUGUCUAUGAUGCUAUAGCCCCCCAUUUCAGUGCAACAAGAUUUGCUAAAUGGCCCAAGGUUGCUGGAUUCUUGAAUUCCUUGAGGCCUGGGUCGAUUGUACUGGAUGCUGGCUGUGGUAAUGGCAAGUAUUUGGGCUUCAACCCUGAUUGUUUAUUCAUAGGAUGUGAUAUAAGCCCACCGCUUAUUGAGAUAUGUGCUGGGAGAGGGCAUGAGGUGUUGGUUGCUGAUGCUGUCAACCUCCCAUACAGGGAUGAUUUUGGUGAUGCAGCAAUUUCAAUUGCUGUGUUGCAUCAUUUGAGUACUGAUGAUAGACGGAGGAAGGCCAUAGAAGAGCUCAUACGUGUUGUUCGGAGAGGUGGUCUGGUGCUCAUAACAGUCUGGGCUAGGGAGCAGGAAGACAAGUCAUUGCUUAACAAGUGGACUCCCCUCUGUGAGAAAUAUAAUGAAGAGUGGGUUGAACAGAGCAGUCCUCCAGUACGUAGUCAAUCUGGAACUCUUCUGGAAAGCAUUGCAGAAACUGAUGAAGACACUGGUGUAAUGAAGCAAACAGAUGACCAAUUGAAAAAAUGUCAUGAUGGGGUGGAGGAUAAGAUCAUUGACUGUAGUAAUUCAAAGACUGAUGAAAAUGAGAAAAACCAGCAGGAGUACUUUGUUCCAUGGCAUCUACCAUUUCACCGAGCUGAAAUUGGUGCUGCAUCUGCUGCUCUGGAGAUUGGAUUUGCAAAGAAAGAUGAGAAGAAGGGUACAGUGGUCUACAAUCGUUAUUAUCAUGUUUUUGUUGAAGGAGAACUUCAAAGAUUGGUUUCUGGCAUAAAGAAUGCUACUAUUGUUGACCAGUUCUAUGACAAAUCCAACUGGUGCAUUGUUCUCGAGAAGCUUUGAGCUGCAGGCAAAGGGAACAAGAAGCCAUCUGAAGCUGAUAUUUGGGAGGCUUCAGUGGUAGGCAAGCCAAUGUUUUGAUCCCGAAAUGUAUGAUGCAUUGUUAAGACUUAUGUGUCAGAUUGCCCGAUAUUUUGUGGGCCAUCUGGACUUGUAGAAAUAUUUGCUGUCAAUCUGGUCAACAUCGUAUAUUAGCAUGAUUGCUAGUACUGUUUUUUAUAUAAGUAUGAGCUUUCAUUUUUUUUGACGCAAAAUGAAGGUAUCCGUUACCCUUUGUUU